Messenger RNA from Stylonychia lemnae, 1251 nucleotides. The record is from the annotation of a GenBank genome assembly. Lineage: Eukaryota; Ciliophora; Spirotrichea; Sporadotrichida; Oxytrichidae.
AUGUCUGUUGAGCCUAUUUAACCUGAUGAUUAUUACAAAGUGGACCCAAAGAUGAUUGAAUAUCAAUCUAAGUUUAAGGGCAGUGAAUUUCUAAAGUUCACUAAUAACGCACGUGACUCUGAUAGAAUAGAGGCUUCAAUUAAAAAUAACUAAAUGCUUGAUUUAAAUCCCCCUGGAAAAAUAGAGAAAUUUGCUUGGUAAAUGAGACCGAGAAGCAAGGAUAAAGAAAUAGGUCCUGAACUGAGAUUUAAUCCUCGACUUUAAAUGGAAAGAAUUUAUGACUCUAUUAACAAUAGAAAAUCCCCGAUAUUUGAAGAAGUCAAUUUAACUGAUCACUAAUUACAUUAAUAAGUUAGAGAAUUUGUAAAAAGUGGAAAUGUGAGACACUAAUCAUUCAAUGCCUCAAAUGGGCAGUAAUAGUUUAGAGAUUCAAAAUUAGGUUUUAAUAAUUUCUUUGGAAACCCAUAGCAUAUAAUGAAUUAACUUCAUAAGAAGUCGCAUUUUAAGGGUGUUACUUCUUUACUUAUGGGCUAGGAAGGCUCUUUAGAGGUUAAGCCAUCACAACUAAGAGAUGUUUUCUAGUCUAUUGCUCAAAACCUUGAGAUCAAAAGAAAAUUAAUGAAAAGUGCUGAGAGAACUGGAGGAGAUCCAAGAAACAAUACUAAUGGAAGUAUCUCACUGAAUUAAACAGCAAGCACUCUCUAAAAUAAAAUAUCUAAAUAUAAAGAGAGGAUUUAAAGCUAGAGAGAUAUAAAAUCUAUGAGUAGAAAGCAGAGUACAGAUUCAAGACUUGAUAGAAGUUUGAUCAAAGUACAAAACUAAGCUGAGGAAUUAAAUAUUAACAGAAUAUCACUCGCACCAUUUUUUGCAGAGGAUGUCGAUCCUAAAGAAUUGAGUUAAGACAUCUUGAAAUAAUGCAAUAUAAUCAGGGAUAAGCACUUCAAGACAUCGCUAUUAAGAAGGAAAUCAGGGUUGGGAGGAGGUAAUAGACUUAACGACUCCAAUUAUCAGUAAUAAUGCACUUCAGAAACUAGAAGUUUUAGCAAUACCAGAACAAACAUUAACACUUCGGACAGCAACACUAGCAAAAACUUAUUCUAUACAAGAAGGGUAUUGAAUAAUGAUGAAAACUAAUCUGGGAAGAUCAGAGAAAGAUUAAAUAAAACUUCAAUAGGUAAAUAACCUCACCAUGUUAGAACACAGCAAUAAAGCAUAGAAACAAGAGAAUCUAAUGGAUAUCAACUUUUAUGA